CACCUGUAUAUAACUGACGACCAGUGCUCAGGAUAAUGUCCACUAUUUCAUGGUCCUUCUUUCAAAGAUAUGGAAAUGAAACUGAAAUACUAGAAGAAUAUUGUACUGUCACAAGAAUUUUUCUACCAGUUUGAAGAAACUCAACUGACUUGGAUAUGGAUCCCAGCAAUAGUGCUCAAGAUGUUAUCCGUUGCGACCUUUGCGAUAAAGAUAUAGCGACCAAGUACUGUGAUUUCUGUCAUGUCAAUCUGUGCAUCUCUUGCAUAGGAAACCAUAUUUCUGGUGACUAUGACAAACAUAAAGUUGUUCCAAUUGAACAAAGAAAAUCAACUUUAAUUUAUCCAAAAUGUGCAAAACAUCAAACAAAAGCCUGCGAAUUUCAUUGCAAAGAAUGCAACGCUUCCCUUUGCUCCUUUUGUACUACAUUGUCUGAAACACACAAGAAGCAUACCGUUUCCGCUCUUUCUGAUCUCUAUAUCUCGAAGAGAGAAGUCAUUAUAAAAGAUAAUGAAGAAUUAGAAAAAAAUAUUUUUCCAACUAUUCAAGAAAUAUCAACUGAAUUAGAAACUCUGAUAGCCGACUUAGAUGGAAAAUAUGAAAAAAUUAUAAAAGCAGUGUUAAAUCAAGGUGAAGAAUGGCACAGACAAAUUAACAUUAUUAUGGACAAAAUGAAAGCAGAAAUUGAAGACAUGAAAUUGAAACACGCGAGCAUAUUGAAAGGACAUUUGGAUGAAAUUAAAAAAGUAAAAAAUCUUAUUGAACAGACAAAGUUUGAUUUGAGUGAAAUUGAAGAAUCAAAUGAAGUGUCCAAGACAACGGAAUACAGGUCUACAAACAAAGAUAUUAGCAAGCUUCCUCCAAAAGUUCAGGUAUCACUGCCAACGUUUAGUCCAAAGCCAAUAGAUAAAGAACAGCUUUACAAGUUGAUUGGAUCAUUUUCACCAUUAUCAACAACAAAAGAUGAAAAUGGCUACAGACUUAAGAAAUCAUGGGUAUUUACCGAAGAUCAAAAUAAAGAAGCCGAAAGUACGAGGGUUGAUCAAAACGUUGAAAUAAUAUUUUUUGACGAAGACUGUGAAGUAGAUUGGUAAAAAAUAUGACACACCUAUAGUAAUGCACACGUUCUAUAAAUAGCAUAUAUAAAGUAACGAUUUUCUACAUCAUUGUGGCUCAACAAUGUUAAAUGAUGUCAAUACGUAGGUGACUCGUGACGAAAAAUAGUAGUCACAGUCUUACUCCAGCAACAAACGAUUGUUAAGAUAAACGUAUAACUUGAACAUUCUUUGAAGUAUCUAAUAAUAAUUUGUAAAAGGUUUAUGGAGACAAUAUACUUUCUAGACGUUAAGUAAUAAAAUAGAUUGAUUUUUUUUAAUAAAGAGAGGGAGGUGGUUAAAUAUGACGUUUUUUUUUUGUAGCCCAUACAAACCAAGGUGAAGAAGAAAUGUGUCCUUUAGGCAAUUUAUUAUAAAAAAUUGCCAAGUUACAGCUAGAAAAUUUGUUGAAUAUUUUAAUAACAAUAUUAUUAUUAAAUCCAUAGCUUUUCGUUUAAUUUAGACCCUUAACCUAUUAGAUAUGAUAAAAAGAAGACCCAUAUCCAUAUUGUGAUGGUCACCAUGUUCUUUCUGAGAAAGGAUAUCCUCAUCCAACCACCCUUUUUCCCAGAUAAGAUCAUUUCUUACCAAUGGACGGACUGUUCUUGAAAUAAAAAUCAAUUUUCAUGGUAAGAAAUACUGUAUGUGUACUUAAAACUGCGGCCUUCAUAUUUUACCAGCUUUAGAGGAGACGAUGAUGUGCUUAUUCAUAAAUACCGCUAAGAAUUAAUUUAUGAAUAGAUUAUCAAAGACAGUAAUGCCUUAUGGAAUAUCCUACCCAGACAUCCAUAAUAUACAUGGGUUACAUAAGUCCUAUGCUUGUAUUUGCAACACUGCUUAUGAUUUUUUUUUUCAGAAUUAAAAACACAUAUAGAGUUUAUUGUUUAUUUAUGGCAGAUUUUGGCCACAGUGGUCAGAUAAAUGUAUUUCAACAAUCAGCAUCAACUUUGGGGCCGCCAGACAACAGGACUUACCCCUUACAACAACAUUUUAUGUGUCGUCCGAAACGGCAAGUAGCAUGCUCGGUUGG
Messenger RNA from Saccostrea cuccullata (small rock oyster), 2121 nucleotides. Its product is annotated as E3 ubiquitin-protein ligase TRIM8-like. The coding region runs from base 156 to 1091 and encodes 311 amino acids. The transcript is spliced from 2 exons. Gene Ontology annotation, molecular function: zinc ion binding. The record is from RefSeq and is a predicted model, not a curated record. Lineage: Eukaryota; Metazoa; Mollusca; Bivalvia; Ostreida; Ostreidae.